AUCAGCUUGGUGUUGCCGGUGUGCUUCUGUCAGUGUUGAAUGUGUCUGUAGGUGCAUGGCUCUUUGACAGCAGCAGGAACCCAUUGUAACACAGAGGUGUUUUUCCCUCCCACGAGUCUUGACUUAAAGCCUCACAAGCUGGCAGAUCAUAUGAUGUUGCUUUUAAGCGCCUGGUGGGGGAACUGAAAAGUGAGCACCCACACAGGAAAUGUGGUCGAAGUUUAUCCCGGAUGUUGGGUUACAUGACGUGAAUAGCAUAAUGAAGAUACAGGGUCUUAUAAAAAGUGUGCCAGUAAGAGGAAGAGCUACAUGAUGAUGCUGUGAUGUGCCUCAAGGUCUCUCAGCGAUAACACCUUACAAGAUGAUCACCACUCACGCAGCAGAGAAGGACCUUUUGUAGUCGGAGAGCAUUCACGGCUUCAACAUCCUUUCACCAAAACCCACCGAGAGCGACAACUGAAGGGACUUAGAGGCACUAAUGGAGCGGGAAAACGUGUGCACUCCUGAGCCCGAUGAUGAAGAAUCAUUGCUUCAUCAGCCUUGUCAAGACUCAUCUGAUCACAAAUGGAUCAGUGGGGAACAGGAGUCCAAUAUGUUGGAUGAGACAGAGAUGCAGAUAGACCAGACACAGCAGGCAGAUCAAGACUGUAGCUCUUCAAACACAGAUUUCAUGAUGCCCGAGGGAGCAGAAGAGUGGGCGCAAAGUGUAUGGGAGAUGCGCCCUGUCUCCUGUACCAGUCCUCCGUUUUCCUUUGCUACGGUGGAGUGGGACAUGCCAGAUCCCUCUGCAGAAACGCCUCAACUCAUGACUGACAGCAGCUUGGCUAAUGAGCUGCACUCUGGUGGUGGGAUGACUGUACGCAGCGCUUCCCCAUCACUUCACCGGCCUCAAGAUAUUAAUGCUGAACUAUUCACGCAAGACGACGAAGAGGAACACGAUGCGUUUGAUUCAUGGCUUCUUAUCUCAGACGCUGAAUGGACUGCAGGAUACGCUGAGCCAUGUGAUUCUGCAGAUGUGAAAGAGCUGAAGACACAGGAAAAGGAAGACUCGGCACACGAGCUGUUACACAGUAAUAACGAGAUCUCACCAAGGGCAGAGUCAGAGGAAGGUGACGGACGCUCAGUAGCUUCUGAUCUUGUUGAAACAUUCGAGGAGAUUCAAGGCUUAGAAUAUGAGGUGGACGCUUUUGUGGAUGUAAAACCAGAAGAGGAACAGGAUGUUCUGCUGACAGGACAGGAAGACUCAAACGGUGAACCAACUUUGGCUAAUGGUGUCGAAACUGAAGAAGAGAGCGAGGAGGGCAAUGCUGAAGAAGAGCAGGGUGUGACUGACGUGUCCAGUGAUGAAGAAAGUGAGGAAAGUGUCGGCAGUUUGACAGCUGUGGACGUCUCUGCAGAGCCACUGGAGGGUGAAGAUCUUGGACUCACCACAACCACAGACGAGCUGAUUGAUCUGCAGGAGCCAGACCUUUUGAAGGAUAGUGGGCACUCAGGAGCCGAGGAGGACGCAGAGACGCUGGAACGGUUGCAUGAAAACCUCACAGUUGAGAUAGCAGGAUCAGGAAUGUGUGAAGAUGAAGAUCGUAAUGUAGCCCACCAACAGCCAGAUGUUGCAGACAACAACAAGGAAACAUUGAUACAGGAGGUGGAAGAUUCAGAAAAGAUAGAAAACUCCCCAGAGGGACUUGAAGUUAAUGAAAAUCUGGAAGAGACUAUUUGCUUAGAGCAACAAGAGUGUGAUCAAACGGCCUCACAGGAAAGUGUGGUUCCACUGCAACGUGGACACCCUGAGCCUGAGCAGCCGGACAUGAUUGAAAAACCAGAACGGAUGCUAACAGAGGUGUCACAUGAAUUAGGCCACCAGUUAGAACAGUCACUGCAGCUAGAUCCGUCAUCAGAAAUCGAAAUGGGAGACCAGUCCACCCGACUUCAACAAACUGAGCAUCCAGAAGACUCCGCUCUGUCAGAGCAGACGGUUUCUGCUGAAGCUGAAGAGCCUGGAGUCACAUCGCAGCCAGAGCAGAUGGGGCCAUCAGAGCAGGAUGAGGAGUCACUGCAGAUGACAGACUCACCUCAGCAGACACUUUCAGAGCAACCCGUGCAAACUGAGCGAUCGGAUGAGUCAGAAAUGCUAAAACAGCUGUCCUCUGAGACCGAGGUUAGGCAGCAGACAGAGGAGGCCGACUUACACCAGGUGGAUAAACAGGCUGACAUGUUGGAUCCUGCCGAGGAUUUUGGAGAUCCUGACGGUGGAGUUGUAGAGAGAGUUGUGGGAAAUGGAGAGCAACACAAAACCCCUGACACAGCGGAGCCUUACAUGAAUGGACAGGUGGACAGAGAGAAGGCCCGCCGCCUCGCUGAGCGGCUCUUUAAGUUAGACGGGAUACAGCGCACAGAUGUGGUCAAGCACACAGAUAAAGAUAACGACUUCAGUCGUGCUGUCGGAGAGGAAUAUCUCAAAUUCUUUGACUUCACCGGGCAAACUCUGGACCAUGCCCUCAGAUCCUUUCUGAAGGUGGUGAUACUGAUCGGAGAGACCCAGGAGAGAGAGCGGGUGCUGCAGCAUUUCUCCUCCCGCUUCCAUCACUGCAACCCCACCUCCUUUUCUUCUUUAGGGGCCGUGUUGGCGCUGACGUGCGCGUUGAUGCUUCUCAACACUGACUUGCACGGACAGCAUGUAGGAAAAUCCAUGUCAUCCUCUAAGUUUGUCUCCAACCUGGAUGGGAUGAAUGAGGGCGAAAACUUCAGCAAAGACCUGCUGAAAAGUCUUUACAACUCAAUAAAGAGCGAGGCGCUGGAGUGGGCCGUGGAUGAGCAGGAGCUUAAAACCUCGGUGUUGCUGGAAGAAAGUGCAGGUGAUGCUCCGACUCUGCGGUCUAAAGCCAACCCCUUCCAAGACGUCCCCGUCGACAAGAAGGCCUCUGUGAUGAAACAGGGAUUUCUGCAGAGGAAGCUCCACGCCGACAUCGACGGCAAACGCACUCCUUGGGGCAAGAGAGGCUGGAAAACCUUCUAUGGAGUUCUGAGGGGAAUGGUCCUUUACUUACAAAAGGACAAUUACCGGAGUGAUCAGCAGACUUAUGAGGAGGUGGUGAGUGUGCAUCACUCUCUGGCAGAGCAGGCAGCCAACUACACCAAGAAGCCGCACGUCUUCCGUUUGCAGACGGCCGACUGGAGAGUCUUCCUCUUUCAGGCUUCAUCCAAAGUGGAGAUGAACUCGUGGAUCAGCCGGAUCAACUUGGUUUCAGCUCUUCAAUCGUCACCUCCGUUUCCUGCUGCCGUCGGCUCUCAGAGGAGGUUCUUCAGACCGAUCCUCCCUGCUUCACAGUCUGCUCACACUUUGGAACGCCAGCUGCAGUCUCAUACAGGAAUGCUAAACUCCUUCAAGGCUGACCUGUCACACCAGCAGGAAAACCCUCCAGAGGGAAAGAAAACUAAAGCCAGGGACCUGGAGGAACACCGUGUCAGAGCAGAGUACCUUCAUCACGAGGUGAGUCGCUAUGAGAUCUACAUUCAGGUGCUGGAAGCCUGGCAGAGUGUGAAGACAGACAAGCAUGCAUUAAGCAACAGUGACCUGAACUUGUUUGACAAAACUGUGUGUGAAGACACAGUGGGAGAGAAGGAGGAGGAGGAAGGCGGGCUGAAAAAGUCUCACUCCAGCCCAUCUCUUGAACUGGAGAUAGCUCCUCCGGCAGUGAUCAAAGUCAGGCGGAAUAUCUCAGAGAGACGGACUUAUCGCAAGACCAUCGUUCCUCGAAUGAAGAAAGAGGUCUGAGGUGUGAUGAGCGGUUAAGACCUUUAAAAAUGAACAUUUAUACUUUUUGUCAAUUUGUGGAACCAAAAGAGACUUAUCUGAAAACUUCCUCAAGGAGUUUUUCUGAAUUUCUGAUCUCUUUGCGUAUUUACAAGAACAAAAAAAAAAAAAAAAGGAAAGGAAAGACACCUAGCUGAUCCCCAGUCCUCUAAAGACGGAGGUGAGAGCUCGAUACAUUUUUUGAGUGGCCUUUAAGUAUGUGGACCUAAUUUGUUUUAUUUUGUUAGACAAUUGUUUUGUUUUCUUAAAUCUCAAAAUAUUGUAAAAUUAAAAAAACGUUAUCCACUGGCCUAAAAUAUGCCUUACAAAAGCAAACCACACGAGGGCGCUAUAGAACAGGAUUUCCGAGGGAAGACGGGCGUCGUCUGUUUAUAUUUCAAAUUGCACUUUUGUUAUUGUUAACCUUUUGUACGAAAUAAGGAUGUUACUUUUACUGUCUCUGCUGCAUUGUUUGUUUAAAUGAAGGACUCUUUUCUAAAAAUGAAAUAUAACCUGUUUCAGGUCUUCUUAGUCACUGCUGUCUUUAAGGAGGUAAAAUAAUCCAUAUGCAUUUGAACACUGAAAUGUGUCAAAUUCCUUAUUUACAUCACUGUACUUUUGUCAGUAUUGAAACAUAACUGCUGCAUUUUAUGAAAAAUAAAAAUGGUAGUUUUAUAAAUGCCAGAGUUAUUCUUAUUGUUAUCAUACAUAUAUAUAUGAUAACAUAUA
This is a messenger RNA of Cololabis saira (Pacific saury), 4522 nucleotides long. Its product is annotated as PH and SEC7 domain-containing protein 4. The transcript has 17 exons. Bases 479 to 3775 code for a protein of 1098 amino acids. The record is from RefSeq and is a predicted model, not a curated record. NCBI's taxonomy places the organism in Eukaryota, Metazoa, Chordata, Actinopteri, Beloniformes, Belonidae. Gene Ontology annotation, molecular function: protein binding; guanyl-nucleotide exchange factor activity; phospholipid binding. Gene Ontology annotation, biological process: regulation of ARF protein signal transduction.